Molecule: messenger RNA, 1509 nt
Organism: Phaethon lepturus (White-tailed tropicbird)
Lineage: Eukaryota; Metazoa; Chordata; Aves; Phaethontiformes; Phaethontidae
Gene: LPCAT2
Product: lysophosphatidylcholine acyltransferase 2
Exons: 13
Cellular component (GO): endoplasmic reticulum
Molecular function (GO): calcium ion binding; 1-acylglycerophosphocholine O-acyltransferase activity
Source: RefSeq, a predicted model, not a curated record
ACUGUUCUUCAGGGGAUUAUUUUGCUACCCCUCCGUGCCAUAUGCAUUGCAUUCAUAUUACUGCUAGCAUGGCUGUUUGCAUCGAUUGCAACUUUCCGUCACCAUGGAAAAGGAUCUGUGCCGCUUAAAGGAUGGAGAAGGAGGAUGAUCCAGACAACCCUCUCAUGCCUAACUCGUACCUUGUUCUUCGUAAUGGGUUUCCAAGUUAAAGUAAAAGGGAAAAUAGCAAGUCUACUGGAAGCCCCGAUCUUUGUUGCAGCUCCUCAUUCAAGCUUUUUUGAUGCCAUUAUUUCUGCCCUAACUGGAAUGCCAUCAAUAGUGUCUAGAGCAGAGAACCUGUCAACUCCGGUUUUUGGCACAAUUUUAAGUUCCCUUCAGCCUGUAUCAGUUUCUCGUCAAGACCCCGAUUCACGAAAGAAUACGGUCACGGAGAUAACUAAGCGGGCAUUAUCAAGAGGCGAGUGGCCACAGAUACUGAUUUUCCCAGAAGGCACCUGCACAAACCGAUCUUGCCUGAUCACGUUUAAACAAGGUGCCUUUGUUCCACGAGUCCCUGUACAACCUGUGUUGCUCCGAUACCCCAACAAGCUGGAUACUGUGACCUGGACAUGGCAGGGCUACUCACUAAAAGAGCUAUGUGUAAUGACGCUGUGUCAGCUUUUCACAAGAGUAGAAGUUGAGUUUCUGCCUGUUCAUGUUCCUACUGAGGAAGAAAAGAAUGAUCCCAUUCUUUUUGCCAACAGAGUCCGGCAAACCAUGGCAACUGCUUUGAAUGUGCCAGUCACUGAUCAUACUUUUGAAGAUUGCAGACUGAUGAUUUCAGCAGGAGGGCUGGUGGAGUUCACCAAAAUUAGCAAGAAACUCAACCUAAAAUGGAAUCAUGUCAGAGAGCAGUUGGAUACCUUUGCUGCUAUUGCAAGUGCUUCCAAAGGGGGAAGAAUUGGAAUUGAGGAGUUUGCAGAGUACUUGAAGCUGCCUAUUUCAGAUGUCCUCAAAGAGCUGUUUCUACUCUUCGACAGGAAUGGAGACGGCACCAUUGACUUCAGAGAAUAUGUAAUUGGUUUGUCUAUUCUUUGUAACCCAGCCAACACAGAAGAGACUAUUCGGAUGGCAUUUAAGCUCUUUGACAUGGAUGAGGAUGGCACUAUAACGGAAGAUGAGUUUGCUUCUAUCAUUCAGUCAGCUCUAGGGUUGCCUGAGCUUGACGUUUCUAUGCUCUUUAAAGAAAUAGAUGCAGAUGAAACCAGGAAGCUGUCCUAUGAUGAGUUCAAGGACUUUGCACUCAAGCAUCCAGAAUAUGCCAAGUUAUUUACUACAUACCUAGACCUACAGAGAUACCAGUUAGAUUUGUUGGAGGAGGAUGACACUGAGUCACCUGAAGUCAAACACAGUCCAGUUAGAAAGAGUACAAUCCCAGUCUCAGAAACAACACCAAUCGCAAGAAAUAAAGUCUGUCCUAAAGGAAACGAAGAGGAUAACUCAAGUACCUCUGACAAAAAGGAUGACUGA